AUGAUGCCAAAUCAAGUUUUGGUUGUACAACAACCUUCUCAAAGAGAUCAAGGAAGAAAAGCUCAGUUAAGAAAUAUCCAGGCAGGAAAGACUGUUGCAGAUGUUGUCAGAACCACAUUGGGUCCGAAAGCUAUGUUAAAGAUGCUUUUGGAUCCUUUGGGUGGAAUAGUACUCACAAAUGAUGGAAACAGCAUUUUGAGAGAGGUUGAUGUUGCUCAUCCCGGAGCAAAGUCUAUAAUUGAACUAUCAAGGGCGAUAGAUGAAGAAGUAGGAGAUGGAACAACAAGUGUUGUUGUUUUAGCAGGAGAGUUUUUGGCAUGCGCAGAACCUCUCUUACAAAAGAACAUACAUCCAACUGUUAUAGCAAAGGGUUAUUUAAGAGCAUUAGAUGAUUCCAUAAAAUAUAUGGAAGAGAUGAGCGUCAAAUUGGACGUAAACAACAGAGAGUCUCUUGUCAGUGUAGUUGAUUCUUGUUUAAAGACUAAAUUCUCAGGAAGAUGGGGAAAUUUAAUUAGUUCUAUGGCAUUAAAGGCGGCAGAGAUUGUCUCAAUUGUCAAUAAAGACUCACCAAAGGAAAUUGAUAUUAAGAGAUAUGUAAGGAUUGAAAAAAUUCCAGGAGGUGAAAUCGAAGACAGUUAUGUUUUAGAUGGUGUGAUCGUAAACAAAGAUGUAGUUCAUCCUCGUAUGAAAAGAUUGAUCAUUAAUCCAAAGGUUUUAUUAUUAGACUGUACACUUGAGUACAAAAAAGGGGAAAGUCAGACAAAUGUAGAAAUCACUAAGGAGUCUGACUGGGAAGCUCUAUUAAGACAAGAAGAAGAAGAAGUUGAAGCUAUGUGUAACGAUAUCAUUGCAACUGGUUGUGAUGUUGUGUUUACAGAAAAAGGUGUUUCUGACCUUGCUCAACAUUUCCUUGUUAAAGCUGGGAUUUCUGUAAUUAGAAGGGUUCGAAAGAGCGAUAAUAAUAGGAUUGCUAGAGUUACUGGAGCUACUAUUGCUAGCAGAACUGAAGAGCUCACACAGAAUGACGUUGGUACUUGCUGUGGAAGAUUUGAGGUAAAGAAGAUUGGAGAUGAAUAUUUCUGUUUCCUAACUGAGUCAAAGAAUCCAAAAGCAUGCUCAAUCCUUUUAAGAGGAGGAUCCAAGGACGUCCUAAAUGAGCUUGAAAGAAAUCUACACGAUGCUCUUGCAGUUGCUAGAAAUAUCCUUCUUGAUCCAGCUUUACUCCCCGGAGGAGGUGGCACUGAAAUGGCCAUUUCUUGUUAUUUAAAUGAAAAAUCGUUUUCUAUUGAUGAUACCCAAGUAUGGGCCUACAAAGCUUUCGCCCAAGCUCUGGAAAUUAUACCAAAAACUCUAGCUCAAAAUUGCGGAGCAAAUGUAAUGAAAACCCUGACCUUAUUAAGAUCUCACUAUCUACCUUCAUCACCAUCCAAGGGACAAAAGCCAGUUCAUGGUAUUAAUGGAUGCACUGGCGCCAUUACAGAUGUUACUGAACUCGGUAUUUGGGAUACACUUGCCGUUAAACAACAAGUCUAUAAGACUGCUGUAGAAGCCACUCUUAUGCUCCUUAGAAUAGACGAUGUUCUCAGCUCUGUGUCUAAGAAAAGAGAUCCAGUCCAAAACAAUGUUGAACAAAAUCCAAACAUGGAGUCAUUUGGUGACUCUAGGGACGGUUAA
Messenger RNA from Cryptosporidium ubiquitum, 1674 nucleotides. Its product is annotated as T-complex protein gamma subunit. The transcript has a single exon. Bases 1 to 1674 code for a protein of 557 amino acids. Gene Ontology annotation, molecular function: ATP-dependent protein folding chaperone; ATP binding; ATP hydrolysis activity. Gene Ontology annotation, biological process: protein folding. The record is from RefSeq and is a predicted model, not a curated record. NCBI's taxonomy places the organism in Eukaryota, Apicomplexa, Conoidasida, Eucoccidiorida, Cryptosporidiidae. Gene Ontology annotation, cellular component: chaperonin-containing T-complex.